CGCCUCUCUGUUGGAGGUUACUUUCGGUCAUUCAUCCUUCUGGGAAUGUCUCUCUCACUUCUCGGUUUUUGAGAGCUAGCAUCACAGACCUCUUGUGUCAAGCCUUUCCAUUGAACCGUCUGGGUGCAUGUGCUGCUACCUGUCCAAUCUGUAAUUACCGCCACCUGCUUUGGCAACCUUUCCAUGACCUGAGAGCUGAGCAUUCUGAACUCUCCCUGAAGCAGACACUUCUCCCUCAAGUCUCUCUUUCUCUCCACUUCUGCCUCACCUUCAACCAUGACGUUCAAAGUUGACAUGCAUUACGUAGUCUUCUUGCCUGUGUACCUAUUGAUGUGGCUGUACACUCUCAUCACGUUUAUCCCAUGGUAUUUCCUCACUGAUGCUGGGAAGAAGAAAACCAUGGCAAAGAGAGAGAAAGCCAAGUCCACCACAGGCAAAGCAGAGGGCCCCUAUCGUUGUGUGGAGAACUUUGACAACCUGGCCCGGGAGGACUUUGAGGGAAAGGACACUCUAGACAAGCUGUUUGAGCAUGCAGUGCAGCGCUUCGGCAACGCAGACUGCCUGGGUACCAGGGAGCUCCUAAAUGAGGAGAACGAGAUGCAACCGAGUGGCAAGAUCUUUAAGAAGCUGAUCCUGGGGGAGUACAGGUGGCUGUCCUAUGACGAGGUGGACCAGAUCAUCAGUCAUCUAGGUAGUGGACUGGCAGCCCUGGGCCAGCAGCCCAAGAGUACCAUCGCCAUCUUCUGUGAGACACGGGCAGAGUGGAUGAUCACUGCACAGGCCUGCUUCAGACGCAACUUUCCAUUGGUCACUCUGUAUGCCACCCUGGGGGAGGAGGCAGUGGCCUAUGGCCUGAAUGAGUGUGGGGCCACUCACCUGAUCACCAGCACAGAGCUACUGGAGACUAAACUCAAGAGUAUUUUGCCAGAAAUGCAUAACCUGAAGCACGUUAUCUAUGUGGACAACAAGAGCAUCAGAAGGACGGGUUACCCAGAGGGCAUUCAGAUCCACAGCAUGCAGGCAGUACAAGAGCUGGGAUCCAAACCUGACAACUUGAGUAUAGCUGUGCAGCGGCCCCAGCCCACAGACCUGGCUGUGGUCAUGUACACCAGCGGCUCCACAGGACAACCCAAAGGAGUCAUGAUCAUCCACAGCAAUCUUAUUGCUGGCAUGACGGGCCAGUGUGAGAGGAUCCCAGGCCUGGGGCCGAAGGAUACCUACAUUGGCUACCUGCCUCUAGCUCAUGUGCUGGAGAUGACUGCUGAGAUCUCAUGUAUGACGUACGGCUGCAGAAUUGGCUACUCUUCCCCACAAACACUCUCUGACCAGUCAACAAAAAUCAAGAAAGGCAGUAAUGGAGACUGCUCUGUGUUGAGGCCUACUCUGAUGGCAGCUGUUCCGGAAAUAAUGGACCGCAUCUACAAGAAUGUGAUGAACAAGGUGCAGGAGAUGAGCUAUGUGCAGAGGACACUGUUCAAACUGGGCUACAACUACAAACUGGAGCAGAUCAAAAUGGGCUACGAUGCCCCUCUCUGCAACUUGCUGCUGUUUAAGAAGGUGAAGGCUCAGCUGGGAGGGAACAUCAGGAUGAUGCUGUCAGGAGGGGCGCCCUUGUCCUCCGCCACACAGCGAUUCAUGAACAUCUGCUUCUGCUGCCCUGUGGGACAAGGCUACGGCCUCACAGAGACCUGCGGAGCAGGUACCAUCACAGAGGUGGCAGACUACAGCACUGGGAGAGUAGGAGCCCCCCUCAUCUGCUGUGAGGUCAAACUACGAGACUGGGUUGAGGGCGGAUACACCAGCCAGGACCAGCCCCACCCCCGUGGAGAGAUCAUGAUUGGUGGGCCCAACGUUACCAUGGGUUACUAUAAGAGUGAGCACCUGAACAAUGACUUCUGGGUGGAUGAGCAGGGCCAGAGGUGGUUCUGUACCGGGGACGUGGGGGAGAUUCACCCUGAUGGCUGUCUGCAGAUAGUGGACCGUAAGAAGGACCUGGUCAAACUGCAGGCUGGAGAAUACGUGUCCUUGGGGAAAGUGGAGUCUGCUCUGAAAAACUGCCCCCUUAUUGAAAACAUUUGUGCAUAUGCAAACAGUGACCAGAACUAUGUGAUAAGCUUUGUGGUACCGAACCAGAAGCAGCUGACAAUUCUGGCCAAUAAGAACGGCAUCAGUGUCGCCUGGGAGGAGAUCUGUAACCACCCGGCCAUGGAGAAAGAGGUCUUGAAGGCCAUCAAAGAGGUGGCUACCUCAAUCAAACUGCAGCGUUUUGAGAUCCCAGUGAAAGUGCGUCUGAGCCCAGAGCCCUGGACCCCUGAGACUGGCCUGGUGACGGACGCAUUCAAACUGAAGAGGAAGGAGCUGAAGAACCACUUCCAGACUGAUAUCGAGAGAAUGUACGGAGGGAAGUAGAGCCACUAUCUGAUCUAACCUAAGAACGGUUUCCUGACAACUUUCACCAGUGAAAUGAGUGGGUGCGUGUCUGAAUGUGUGUGUAUGCUUGCGUGCGAGUGCAUAUGCUUCAACGCACGUGUGAAACUCAUUCCACGGCGGGCUGAGUGUCUGCGGGAUUUCACUCAUCCCUUGUACUUUAUUGAUGAAAUAAGGUCACUAAUUYMUAAGGAACUCACCUCACCUGGUUGUCUGUCUUAAUUGAAUGGAAAAAUCUAAAACCUGCAGAUACUUUGCCAACUAUGGAAUGAGUUUGACACCCUGCUUCAAAGCAUUCUGUCUGUGAACUGUAGAAUUGUCUUUCCACGUCAUCUCUUUUGUCACAUUAUGAAUGUCAGUCCAUAAAGUUCAGCACAGAAGGAUCAGCUGGUUAGUUAUGGCUAUUUGUGUUGGAGAUCGCACAGCGUUGUGUAAAACGCCAUUCGAAUGCAAGUCUUGUAUUUGCAUAUUGUAAUUUGCCUUUGGGAUUUAUUAUGACAUGUCCGUAAAUACUACUAUUUUUGUGUCUAAUUGAGGUAGGAGUCAUAAUGAGAUUUGCUCAACUCCUGAGUCGUCUCUUCUCUGGCCUCCUUUUGAAAAAGAUCAACAUAAUUGAUGAAAACAUUUUUGCUGCCCCCUAAUGAGCAAGCCCCCACAGUGCUGCUGUAUAAAUUGUUUACUUGUUCUGUACAUAGGAUCACAUUACUGCCACGCAACUGCCGAGCCCUCACAAUCCUUUAGGCUAUUGCACAUAGAUCAAAUCUGAGUGUAACUUUGGCCAUUUCUGUCACCUGUGCUUGUAUCAUUUAUGUUUUCAUGUUUUGAACCUGCUCAUGACAUUGUUAUAGUAACACAACCCAACCCAACCCAAGUAUGUCACAGAUUUUUCAGAUACUAGGUAAAUGGUUAAUGUCAUACUUGCUGUGUUACAGCAUGGAUUAUCAUUUUUAUUUGAGCAAAAAUUAAGAUAGUCCUUUAGCCUUCUUUUUUCAUGCUGAUCUCUUCCUACAACUCUGUUGUCUACUGUACAAUAUUUAUAGACUUAGAUAAUGUUUCAAGUCAUAUUUAUAAUGUACUGUAAUAGUUCUACAUUUCUGACCUAUGGAUAUGCCAACUUAAUAGCCUAUACUCUUAAAUAAUUUGACAUUUUGUGACAUACAGAUAUGAAAUACUCAAUAUAAUUCAAUGCAAUUUUUUCAUUAUAUGAUGUUGAAAAUACUAUUGAGUUGCAUGUGUAAAGAACUUAUAUUUAAAAUAUUUUAUAUGUAUAUUAAGGUCAUGUUAAACGUUGAACCAUUUUACAUUUUUUGGAUGAAUUUGUACUGUUGAACUGUUUAAAGGUCACAAUUGUGCUUCUUGAAACUUUGUGUGGAACCUUAAUGAAAAUGCUGUGUAUCGGCAAGUUUGCUUUAUCAUUCGGAAGCUGUUUAACGUGGCAUAUAAUGCAGUAGAAGAGAAUUGAUGGGGUCGUGACAACUGAAACGUGCAAAUCAAUGCCAAAAAUAAUAUUACAGGAUGCAUUGCAUUCAUAACAUAUAAUACAAUUUAACGAUUUUGCAAAUAUCUUCAAUGGCCAACACAUUGGGAUGAAACAUACACUGUUCAUAUUAGCCAUGAUACCACUCCGAUCCAUUGAGUCCUAUGUUCCAAUAGGAUUGAGAAAGGUCCAAAAAAAUGUUUGUGAAGGUUUUAUUAUUCUUAUACUCAGGGUUCCAUGCACCAAGAAUGCGACUGCAGUAGUAUUUAUUUUGAGACCAACCUUUAAUCUUAUUAUGUUAAUUGUGAAGCACUUAGGUUGUGUUUACAAUGGCAGCCCAAUUGUGAUAUUUUUUCCACUAAUGGUCUUUUGACCAAUCCCAUCAGAUCUUUUCACAUCAGAGCUUUUUCAGAGCUGAUUGGAUUAAUCAAAAUACCAAUUAGUUAAAACAAGUUCAGAAUUGGGCUGCCUGUGUAAAUGUAGCCUUCUUCUCUCUCCAUUUAUAUUGAUGUUUUGUUAAUUUGUAUUAUUUAUUCAAAUCUGUUAAUAUGUGAAUGAAACUGUGUGAUAGGGUUGGGCAGUGUGUACCUUCUGGUUAUGUCAUUUGAAAGUACAUAUUCUUUUUAUAUGAACAUAUUAAAGCUUUCUGCCCACUGUAAAA
Messenger RNA from Salvelinus sp. IW2-2015, 4565 nucleotides. Its product is annotated as long-chain-fatty-acid--CoA ligase 4. Gene Ontology annotation, cellular component: lipid droplet; endoplasmic reticulum; plasma membrane. The coding region runs from base 277 to 2409 and encodes 710 amino acids. The transcript has 15 exons. Gene Ontology annotation, biological process: neuron differentiation; long-chain fatty-acyl-CoA metabolic process; long-chain fatty acid metabolic process. The record is from RefSeq and is a predicted model, not a curated record. Gene Ontology annotation, molecular function: arachidonate-CoA ligase activity. Lineage: Eukaryota; Metazoa; Chordata; Actinopteri; Salmoniformes; Salmonidae.